Messenger RNA from Lactuca saligna, 678 nucleotides. The record is from the annotation of a GenBank genome assembly. NCBI's taxonomy places the organism in Eukaryota, Viridiplantae, Streptophyta, Magnoliopsida, Asterales, Asteraceae.
AUGCCUGUUGUUACAGAUCCAUAUGAGUUCAAUCUUUCACAAUUACGAUUUAUCUCUGGUUCAUUUAGCAAAGAUCUGAACAGUAGAAGCCUGUUGGCAGAGUGUGUUGGUGAAGAUAUAGAAGAUUUGGAACAUACACCAAAAGCUGAAUUUGAAGGUUACUUUAAAGUGACAAAUGUGAUACAUCGUGGUUCCCACCAUCUUCUCCUGAAGGCCUUGAAGAGUAAGACAAGAUUGAGAGGUGAAAAAAGGGGCUAUUUGCUACAAGAUCACCACAACGUCCAUUCCCAAAUUGGUCAUAUAGUCACAAAAGCGUAUAACAGAGUGCUUGAGAAGCCAACUCCUGAAACUAGAGAAGCAGGAGUUACAAGUAACAUGCACUUUUUUGAUUCAGAUGGCAUGAACAAGAAGUAUGACACCCCUGAACAAAGCACUGAAGUUCGUCUAUCGCCUCGCAAGUCGAUAUGGUCUUCGGGGGUUCAACGAGGCCAGAGAGGAAGGUGGUUGAAGCAACGAGGAUGCGCCCAUCCGGCUGCUAGGUGCGAAGGAGGAUCGACUGGUGACAUUGUGGGUCGAUGGGUCGUAGUGGCUGGCAAAUCGCAAGAAGGGGUGAGGGGUUCGACGAUAUCUAACCAAGCAUGCCGCAAUUGUUGGGAAAGAUUCUUUGUGUUCAUCUGA